Molecule: messenger RNA, 1756 nt
Organism: Ruditapes philippinarum (Manila clam)
Lineage: Eukaryota; Metazoa; Mollusca; Bivalvia; Venerida; Veneridae
Exons: 3
Coding region: 4-1107 (367 amino acids)
Source: RefSeq, a predicted model, not a curated record
AUCAUGAUGGAAACUAUAUCAGCGAUACUUGUUGUGAUUCUGCUGUUUAUAACAAAUGAGUGUGACGCAGCGCCAGGUUGUUCACCUGAUGAGCCCGUUUUUGUCUGGCCUCUUCAUCUGAAGACUGGCAGUGUGGACAUCGUGACGAAUACAUCAAAUGGCGACAUAGGAUCAUCUUGUACUUUUGUCAGCGUUGUUGGUGAGAACAUAGCUUCAGCAAUUGAAUUUUCUGGUGAAUCCGAUUCUUAUAUAAAUUUGGGCGUUCAGCCAAGUGCAACGUUUCUGAGUGGCGACUACACAAUACAGUUUUAUCUUAAUGUUAAAUCAGCAACCUCCGGAGUACUAAUGCAAUACAAAAGUCUUUCACAAACAAUCGAAUUUGAUAUUGAGGAAUGGAAAAUAUUUCUAAACGAUGGUAUCAUUAACGUACAUAUCAACGGCAUGAGUGGUGAACAAUUAACAUAUGAUAAAGAAACAAUUGUUGCUAACACGUGGUACCACAUUAUGCUAGAACGCGACAUUAGCAGGGAAGCUGUCAAAAUAUUUUUAGACCGUAAGGAACUUGGAGAUAAGGGAAUAAGUAAAAACUUUGUUGAUAAACCAACACUUGCACCUGGCAUGAUAUAUCUGGGACAGGAUAGCAAUCAUCAAAAUAAUCUCCGGGGAAUGAUCUCAUGUCUACAAAUUAUACCAUGUAAGGAAACAGUUAAACCUUGGUAUGAUACGUAUUGUGACAUUGGUAAUGUAUCAUACGUUAACUUGAUUGAUACGACAACAACGACAACAACAACAACUGUCCAACCAACAACGACAACAACAACAAAUGUCCCACCAACAGCAAGCAAUCCGAAAUUAAAUUAUCUUGGUGUUGAAGAUCGCUGCUCACACUUUACCUUGAUGAAACAAGACGCUACAUACAAUGACGUCAUAAUGUCAACGGAAGUUGUAGACAUCGUCUCGUGUUUCAGGCUGUGUAAUCAAGACAUAGCUUGUUUUACGUUUGCGGUGCGUCAAAAUACCGGAAGUGAGGCAUAUCAUUGCAAACUAGGGAUUCGUGAGUCAAGCGUCCACUCCGACCCAGGUUCGAUGAUCUACAUUCGUAAAUAAUAAAGAACAAAGCAUCGUUUAUUUUUUAUUUAAUUUUAAUUGAUUUUUUCGUGUCUUUGAAGACCUAUCUACAUCUGGAAUAUGUUUAACGUAACUGAAUGAGUUAAAAAGCUAGAGUGACAUGAUUUUUUUUCAGUCUUUUUUGUCUGUUGUAGUAUUCUUUAUAGAAGUUUAGUGAAAAGUACGCACCAUGUUAUGAACGUCUCUUAAUAUCGCAUUUUACGUGAAAUGUAUUACCAUUAUCUUUCAAUGUAUAUUAAUGUUAAUAUUUAAUGUCACACGGUUUGAGGAAGAAACGUGCUUUUUAAAUUAGUCUUUGGUUAAUUAUGUGUGAUUUUAUUUGGAAAUAUCCCGUUUUCGGACAUAUCAGAAAAUAUCCCGACCAUAACGUUAUGGCAUUAUCAACAACUUUAUUUUGUCUUACACAACAAUAGAGAAAUAUUGGAGAAGAUACUUUAGGAAGACAGUGACAAUGAGUAUAUCCACAUAUUAUCUAAUAUUUAUAUAACGAAUGAUCUGGCGUCAGAAAGUAGAACUUAUUUACUAUAAAUUAGAAUGAUUAAUAAUUAAGAUCAAUUGUGGUCUUACUUUUUAAACAGUAGAUUUAUGAGCCGCGUCACGACAAAACCAACAUUAUGGGUUUGCGACC